CGAACACUGGAGGAAGCACGUAGCAGCUGGGUUGUGGCGAUAAACGCCAACCAGCACCAACCCCAUAGUGGAGGGAAGGACCCGGAAAACAACAUGGUCACCAAAUUGCUGAAGGGAUCCUGCAAAUUGCUGAAGAUGCUUGUGGUUGUGAACAACGUCCCGGCAUUUGGGAGGUUGGAUUGUUAUAAAAUGAGUAAGGAAUUGGUGGAGGAUGCGGUGAAGAGAGACAAAGGCUGUGAUAGUAGAACUGUUGUGGAGGUUAAAAAUGGCGCGUUUAGCUGGGAUGAUGAAAGCAAAGAAGAGGAUUUGAAACACAUAAAUUUGAAUGUCAAUAAAGGGGAGCUAAUGGCUAUAAUAGUGGGAUCUGGAAAGUCAUCCCUUCUAACCUCAAUUCUUGGUGAGAUGCACAAGUUAUCCGGAAAGGAACAUCUGUUGAUAGUAUGUGAACUUCUCAAAGAAAACAUGUAUGAAUUUCAUAAAUUUAAUUGCGAGUCAGGAGGGGAGGUCUACUUCACAAUACCAAGACUGCAGUCAAUUACGAUUCAGUGUCUAGAGGCGCUUCAGUUUUUGCAUGGCCUUGGCCUGAUACAUUGUGACUUGAAGCCUAAGAAUAUACUGGUGAAAAGCUACAGUAGGUGUGAGGUGAAAGUCAUUGAUCUUGGGAGUAGUUGCUUUGAGACAGAUUAUCUCUGCUCCUAUGUUCAGUCUAGAUCAUAUCGUGCUCCUGAGGUUAUCUUGAGACUUGCAUAUGAUAAGAAAAUAGAUACAUGGUCACUUGGCUGCAUCUUGGGCGAACUUUGUACUGGCAAUGUAGCUGAUACACAUAAAGCAAGACAAUGUUGAGGCCUGCAUACAAGUGAAAAGGCGUCCCCCAGUUAAAGUGUUUAUUUAUGAGGACUGGUGCAUGCCUCACAGUGCAGCAAAAUUAAAGUUCCCCUACUACUGGGAUGGAAAGUGCCUUGAAGUCGAACUGCCGCCAAAGCAUGAGCUAUGAUAUCAGAGAAACAUUGCAUUGUAGAGUAUCUAGUUGUAGCAAUUAUUCUCACAGGUUAUUCAAUGUACAUUUCUAAGCCCAAACCGUUUUUACAAGCAGUAAUACAAUUUUCAAUUUUUGUUUGUUGACGA
Prunus dulcis (almond) is the source of this 1125-nucleotide messenger RNA. RefSeq names its product dual specificity tyrosine-phosphorylation-regulated kinase 2-like. Gene Ontology annotation, molecular function: protein serine/threonine kinase activity; protein tyrosine kinase activity; ATP binding. The record is from RefSeq and is a predicted model, not a curated record. Gene Ontology annotation, cellular component: cytoplasm. Gene Ontology annotation, biological process: peptidyl-serine phosphorylation; peptidyl-threonine phosphorylation. Lineage: Eukaryota; Viridiplantae; Streptophyta; Magnoliopsida; Rosales; Rosaceae. The transcript has 5 exons. Bases 94 to 843 code for a protein of 249 amino acids.